Numida meleagris (helmeted guineafowl) is the source of this 1323-nucleotide messenger RNA. RefSeq names its product microtubule associated protein 1 light chain 3 alpha (gene MAP1LC3A). The transcript is spliced from 4 exons. Gene Ontology annotation, biological process: cellular response to nitrogen starvation; autophagy of mitochondrion; autophagosome assembly. NCBI's taxonomy places the organism in Eukaryota, Metazoa, Chordata, Aves, Galliformes, Numididae. Gene Ontology annotation, molecular function: ubiquitin protein ligase binding. Gene Ontology annotation, cellular component: cytosol; autophagosome; autophagosome membrane. The coding region runs from base 114 to 479 and encodes 121 amino acids. The record is from RefSeq and is a predicted model, not a curated record.
CCGCUCUGCGGGCGUGUCGCGGUGACGUCACCGCCCGCUCCGCCGCAGCCCCGCGCAGCCGCGCCACACGGAGCCGCCGCCGGCACCUGCGCUCCGGCCCGGCCGCCGCCGCCAUGCCCUCGGACCGGCCCUUCAAGCAACGCCGCACCUUCGCGGAUCGUUGUAAAGAAGUACAGCAGAUCCGAGAGCAGCAUCCAAACAAAAUCCCGGUCAUCAUUGAACGCUAUAAAGGGGAGAAACAGCUGCCAGUGCUGGACAAGACCAAGUUCCUUGUCCCGGACCAUGUCAACAUGAGUGAAUUGGUCAAAAUAAUCCGGCGCCGCUUGCAGCUGAAUCCCACCCAGGCUUUCUUCCUGCUGGUGAACCAGCACAGCAUGGUGAGCGUGUCUACUCCCAUCUCAGAGAUCUACGAGCAGGAGAAGGAUGAGGAUGGCUUCCUCUACAUGGUGUACGCUUCCCAGGAGACCUUUGGCUACUGAGGCCUGCCGAGAGGUGGCAUGUGGAGACAGAUUAACUGUGGCACACGUGCUCCCAGCCCUGGGAGACAACAACCGGCGGCUCAUGAGAAGGGGACUGUGCUGACUCCCUAUCUCUCCCUCCCUCCUCUUCCCAUCGCCCUUUCACCAAAGAGGCUCAUGGCGUGUGGUGGACUCGCACAACCCUUCACCUCUGUGUAGAUUAGCCCCGCUCCAUCCACGCACUUGUGUGCACAUAUACAUACAGACACCCAGGCGCACACAUCGGGCCUCGACUUCCCGUCCCGUCCCCUUGGCGUAACCUCCUGCUGCUCUCGCUGUGCUGUGUGUGUGUGCGCGUGCGUGUUCCUAGCCUACUGCCAAAACAGUUUGGCUGGUGGUGGAGAGAGGACAGGACACUGUCACCUUCACUUUCAGCACAAGGAGAGCUGCCUCCUCCUUCCAGACACUAAUAAAGGGCAGAAAGUCUGCAAAAACAACAAAUGUAAUCAUUGCUCCUGAGUUUUAAUUGAUUUUAAUUACACCCAUAUCGGAUUCUUGGUGCUACUGAGUAGAUGUAGGCGUCUCUGUAUGACUGUGGAUAAUGUAUAUCCUUUAGAUUUGUUUUAUUGGUUUGUGUUUUUUGUUUGGUUUUGUUUUUGAGGGACAGGUUGGAAUGGGGAAGAGGAAUCUUUCCUGUAUUCUGUAGGGCGGUCAAUCAAGCUUUGUUGCACUUUAAGGCAUAGUAGAUGUCAGAGUGGAAUUUGCUUUUAAUUUAUACAAGUUUGCCAUAUAUAGUGCUGCUCCUCUGAUGACAGUUGUACCCAGAUUGUCUUUCUUUUUUUUAAAAUAAAACUUAUUUCCCUUC